AUGACACAAACGUCGAAGAGAAUGAAAGAAAUGAUUCAGAGAAAAGUCAAAACCACAAAGCCAAUUUUCAUCUCAAUUCGCCGAUCAGGAGAGACUAUUCGAAUCGAUGACUUCACUUACCAGAUCAUAAGAACCAGAGCCGCGCUUGAAAGACCACCAAACACCGAAUUAUCUAACCUUUAUGUGGACAACCCAUUUUCUAAUGUGUGGACUAGUCAGACGUCACAGUAUGGCGAUGAAUUGAGUGAAUUUAUUACAAACGUGCGCAAACUUUUUCCAAAUGCUCCAAUCGACUAUCUCUCAAUCAAUCUUAAUCGUGCUCAACCUCACGCUGAUUUGAUUGAUCUUGUGGUUCCACGACAACUCAGCAAAGUCAUUUGCUCAUUCCAUGGUUAUAAUAUUCUUAAUUCAAACUUGCUUGAAACGUUUUCUGUUUUGGAUUGCUGUGCAUUCAGAGCCUAUGGGCCGCCUUUUGAUCUAAAGGCAAUAAACUUACAAGCUGACUUCAAAAAUUCGAUGUAUGAAUUCAUGUUGGAUAAUGGCAUGUUUUAUGGUGAAAAUGAGAUCUUCUUGAUUAACGGGACACAAUUUACCAACAGAGACGCGAAUCUCUUAAUCGAAAGAUGGAAAAACGGGGGACUCGAAAGAUGUCGGGCCAUAAAAGUAAGGAACUUCCGAAAUUUCGACAUGAAUUUGGUGUCUAACGGUCUCAUUAACUGUGAAUGGAAUAGCUCGAUCAUGGAACGCUACUUCAGAACAUCUCAAGCUAUAUUAUACGAUUUGAAGGGACAUAUUAUUUUUUCAAAUGAUGAUGUUGCGACAGUCAGAUAUGUGGAAGAGGAUCAAAUGCUGUAUAUCAUUUUCUGGAAAGUUAAUGAUCUCCCGUUACGCUUUCCAAAUCUAAUUUAA
Messenger RNA from Caenorhabditis briggsae, 909 nucleotides. The record is from RefSeq and is a predicted model, not a curated record. The coding region runs from base 1 to 909 and encodes 302 amino acids. The transcript has 3 exons. NCBI's taxonomy places the organism in Eukaryota, Metazoa, Nematoda, Chromadorea, Rhabditida, Rhabditidae.